AAACCCGUGUUUGUAAGGAGACCUGACGCUAUGAUUGACAGGUAUUUAAACCAAUGAGAUAACGCGUCCAAGCUGUGACGGCGGACGCAUCUGGAACUUUCUGGAUUUCAACCAAUGGUGUGGUUCAUCCUUGCUGCUCCUGAAGGCAGAGUUGUGGCGCCCGGGUCCAGCCUGGUAGCUUGUGGCCAAUGCCACAGGCACAAACUGCCCAGAGAGGUGGACUUUCAACUUCAAGAGGAGCUGUCAAGUUGGCCUCAGCAAACCUCAUUUGUUUCCACUUGACUGUUGGACCAUAAAGGGACUGUCUAAGAACUCAAAAACACUGAAGUUAACAAAAGAUGUCGGAGUUCAAUAAAGAGGUGAUAGAUUUGGUUUGGGAAAGACCCUCUGGUGGAAGUGUGUCCACCUCUAUCUUUCGGAGAUGGACCCAAGGGUUUGUUUUCAGUGAGCAUGAGAAAACAGCACUCGAGCAGUUUGAGGGAGGGCCAUGUGCUGUCAUUGCACCUGUCCAGGCUUUCCUCUUGAAGAACAUCCUUUUUAAUAGAGAAACUAUGAACUGGAGGCAGAUAUCAGAAGAGGAGCAGAAAACGGUCCUGUGUUCAACACUGAGCGAAAUUCUCGAGUCUGCGUGUGCCAGCCCUUCCACGGGGUUCUGCCUGGUGACCUGGGCUAAGGGACAAAGCCCAAACACCAGCUCACACUCCAAGACACAGACACAGCCUCAAACACAGGAUGGGCCAGAGAGCAGCCAGCCACAUGAAGAACCACAACCCACUGCUGUGGCUGCUGAGGAGCUUCGCUUUGAUCAGUUUCACAGUGUACUCCACAAGCGAACAGUCCUGUCGGUGGCUGACCUCAGAGAAGAAGUGCUGUCUCUCUACCACUCCUGGAGGGGGUGCUGUGGUGUCUUGCUUUUUCUUUAUUCUGUCAUCCUCACCAAGGGCACAGAAAAUAUUAGAAAUGAGAUCCAGGACCCAACAGAGCCUCUCAUAGACCCUGUUCAUGGUCAUGGAAGCCAGAGCCUGGUGAACCUCCUAGUAACUGGCCAUGCUGUUUCUAAUGUCUGGGAUGGAGACAGGGAAUGCUCCGGCAUGAAACUACAUGGAAUUCAUAAACAAGCAUCAGUUGGCUUUCUCACUCUUAUGGAAUCACUGCGCUACUGCAAGGUCGGAACAUUCCUCAAAUCUCCAAAGUUCCCUAUUUGGAUUCUUGGCAGUGAAACUCAUCUCUCCGUUUUUUUCACCAAGGAGAUGUCGCUCGUAGGUCCAGAGUCUCCAUCAGAACAAGCAAGAAGGGUUUUCCAGUCAUUUGAUCCUGAAGAUAACGGCUUCAUCCCAGAGUCUCUGCUGGAGGACGUAAUGAAAGCUCUUGACCUCGUCUCAGAGCCUGAAUAUGUCAGUUUGGUGAAGAAUAAACUGGAUCCAGAGAGCUUGGGGAUAAUUCUUCUGGGCCCGUUUCUGUUGGAAUUUUUUCCAGAUCAGGAUUCAGGAAUCCCAGACUCAUUUCCCGUCUACCACUACAAUGGUCUUAAACAGUCCAACCACAAAGAGAGGGUUGAGUAUGUGGAGGGGACAGCUCUGGUGCUAGGUUUUGAGGACCCCAUGGUUCGAACCGACGACACUCCAGUGAAGCGCUGCCUACAGACCAAGUGGCCCUACAUCGAGCUGCUAUGGACCACCAAUCGCUCUCCGUCACUGAACUAGCACCGACGCAGCAUGUGGUCGGACCACCACCGCCCCGACCACACCACAACUCCCCUCCUCCCCCACUGCGCACGCUGACCAUGAAAGGUCAGCAGGCUGCAAAGACCGAGGCACAUGCAACAAAGACUUAACGAGAAGAAGGCAAACACAAACGCACACUGAAGAUGAAACGUGUUCACGGAGAAACAAGCCUGAGAUCUAUCUGUUCAUGCCAACUCACAUUCCUCACUCUCAGCUCUGCAAUCACUGAUGUUAUCUGCUCACCACAGAUGAUUAUUAACUGCAAGGAUGUUUAUGAUGUAAGCAUCUAAGGAAAAAAAAGAGUUUAUUUUUCCUGCUCUGCUCAGUGCCGACAGCUUCUGCUACAGAUCAGCAGUAGACCUUUAGAAACCAAGUUCAGCAUGUUUGUCAUCAAAUCACACGUAAAGCCAGUCAACUGUGAAACACUAAAUAAUUCAGCUUAAAUCAGCUUCAGGACUGUUUGAGGGAUAACCUACCAAAGCCUUCCCCACACACACACACACACACACACACACACACACACACACACAAUCAUUUCCACUGCGAAGAGUUUACAGUGUAAAGGGACCAACCAAGAUUCAGAGAUCCUGGAGGUUUGAGAUGUUUUAACCACAUUGAAGUUUGUUUCGGUUCUCCGUGCGCUUCAUGCACUGCAUUAAGGUGUCGGGCAAGUGCUUGUAUUUAUUAUCAAGCUCAAACGUUCUGGAAUAAACACUUUUUUUGUUCA
Austrofundulus limnaeus is the source of this 2451-nucleotide messenger RNA. RefSeq names its product MINDY lysine 48 deubiquitinase 3 (gene mindy3). Gene Ontology annotation, biological process: protein K48-linked deubiquitination. The transcript has 16 exons. The record is from RefSeq and is a predicted model, not a curated record. Gene Ontology annotation, molecular function: K48-linked deubiquitinase activity; calcium ion binding; cysteine-type deubiquitinase activity. NCBI's taxonomy places the organism in Eukaryota, Metazoa, Chordata, Actinopteri, Cyprinodontiformes, Rivulidae. The coding region runs from base 339 to 1703 and encodes 454 amino acids.